AUGUCGUCUCGGCCCCGAACUCAACCCAACCGGCGUAUUGAGCGGUCUUGCGCCGUUUGUCAUCGUCGAAAGGUUCGCUGUAACAAGACUUUGCCCUGCUCGCACUGCAUUCGUAGCGGCUUUGAGUGCACGUAUCCUCCUGCUGGCCCGACUGUCAGACGGGCGAAGAAAACAACCAUUAGUGAUGUCGCAAGUCGCAUUUCACAUAUGGAAAAGACCAUUGAGGCGUUCAAAGCAGGCCAAGUCGCGGCUCCACAGCCAUCGGAAUCUGUUUCUUCACUCACUCCUACGAACACAUCGAUAGCUACACCUGCAACUACUUUCAAUGGUGGUGAAUUAAGAGAAAGCGUGCCAAGGUCGAACGCUACGGAACGAAAUCGUGACGAAGGUCUUUUAUUGAAUAAGGGAAGAUUCAGUCACUACGUCAAUGAAGUUCUUCUCUCGCGAGUCAUCCAACAGGAAGAUGAUGUACGGACAGCCCUCGCAACACCAAGGGAUGAACCCCCCCGUGAAGCUAAUUCCCCUGCCUCUCCUUUUAAUCCAAUGGGAUUGCUAUCCGCCAAAUUAUCAUUUGCAUCUCUUACCAGCUUCCAUCCUCCUAGGAAAAUCGCUAUUCAUCUCUGGAAAGUCUUUGUCGAUGUUGUCGAUCCAUGCACCAAAGUCACUCAUAUUCCAACUUCUGAGACGAUAGUCUACACUGUGGCCAGUGACCCUUCCAAAGCAACUGCUGAAAACCUAGGGUUAUGUUUUGCUAUUUUCUAUGCGUCAAUCACAGCUCUUACUCCAGAGGAAGUCUUUGGUGUCACGGGCGAGGACAAGAAAGAAGUCCUCCAUCGCUAUAGAGUCUGUUUAGAGCAGUCCUUGGCCCAGGCUGAUUUCCUCGAUAAUCCCACCCUAACCCUUGUCCAAGCUCUAGCAAUAUGCUCAGCAGCAAUGCGUGUUCACAACAGUGGCCGGGCCGUAUGGAUAAUGAACGGCAUUACCAUUCGAGCAGCACAGUCGAUAGGCCUGCACAGGGAUGGCAGUAAGCUCGGUCUGCCUCCUUUCGAAUCGGAAAUCCGCCGUCGAGUGUGGUGGCAUUUCCUCGAGCGAGACGCCAGAGGCGCCGAGGACUAUGGGCUUCAAAAUCCAUCAAGCUCUUCUGUAAUUGGCGUGGAACAACCCCGAAACCUUCAUGACAGUGACCUUUUUCCAGGGAUGAAAGAGCUUCCUCCUUCUAGACCAGAUUGGACACGGAUGACGCUACCUCUCUGCAACACCCAAGUAUCACGGGCAUGGGCACGGUUAUCUCUGAUGAGUUGUUCGGAAGAUGGAAUUCCAGGUGAAGAUGUUCGAAAACAGGUUUUCGACGAUGCCAUGAGUAAGGUGGAGGCGAUUCUGCAGCGCUGCAAUCCCGUGAUACCAGAGCAACGCAUGACGAUUCUCAUAUCCCAACUGGUUUUGCGUAAAGUAGAGGUCGUCUCCCGUCGACAAUGGCAAACACUCCGUCAAUCCGACAACCAACAGUCCUUAGCGACCGAGAGUGACGUCCUCGAGGCAGUGGAACUCCUCGAGCACGCCAACAUGAUGUGGCAAGACGACGACAUGGUUCCGUUCCGAUGGAUAGCCCAAGCUUUCCCACAAUACCACAUGAUGCUCUAUAUCCUGCGCCACCUUUGCGUGUCUCCUCGAGGACCAAGCGCAGCCAGGGCAUUUGCAGCGGUAGAAGAGCAUCUGGAGAAUUUCAAAUCCUGUGGCAGCGGACCGCUGAGCGGAUUGAAGUGGACGGUGCUUACUACGUUGAGGAACCGGGCGGUUCUUCUGAUGCAGAGAGUUGAGAGGGAGGGCGCAGGUGGACAUGAGGGACAGGGUAAUAAUCUUCAGAUGGGGAUGGCGAGCAGUGGUGCUGGGGAGAUGCGGGAUAAGGGUGAGGGGGAUUUUAAUAUGCCGGAUUGGAAUACGAUAUUGGAGGAGUUUCCGUUGGAGAUGGAAGAUUUUUCUUUGCUUUUCUGA
Fusarium sp. VM40 is the source of this 1992-nucleotide messenger RNA. The record is from the annotation of a GenBank genome assembly. NCBI's taxonomy places the organism in Eukaryota, Fungi, Ascomycota, Sordariomycetes, Hypocreales, Nectriaceae.